AACGACACGCGUCUAGUUACAGUCCGAGUGGUCGAGCGUGCAAUCGACAUCAAAUUGUGUUAUUUUUAUUGCCACAUGCAACGCACGUGUCCUCCGGUUCCAGGAACUGCAAUAAUAUUAACCAUCUCUUUGCCAGGGAGCUCAGCGCUACACGGUGCCAUUUCGAAAUUCGUCGACGAAGAAUAACUAUAGGACCAACUGAACAGUUCAACUUUACUUUAAACAAAAAAAUAUCAAAUUAGUCAUUUCAAAACAAUCCAAAUGUAAACGAGUGGUUCGGAAGCACUCUCCUCCAGUCCGCGAAUCCGUCUCGUAUUUUCCAUCCACCAGCUCCAUGUUUUGACUACCACCACCAACAGCAACAGAGUGAACUCUGCCAACACACAGCCAUUGCGCUCGCAAUCCCCACUGUGUUUUUCAACAAAAUGGCUGAUUUAGGGGAUGAUACCGGAGCGAGAGCUCUGCUGGCCCUCAAAUCUGCUCCUUGUAGCCCGGUGCGUAUUUCUAUCCCGCCCAUGUACGCUUCGUCCGGGAUCACAUCAUCCAUGCCCCUCUCCCCUCCGGCGCAGGCCCUCGCUCGUCUGGAAGGCAGGGACUUCGAGUUCGUCAUGCGCCAGAGGACGGUGACCGUGGGCCGCAACUCCUCGCACGGCUCCGUGGAUGUCAACAUGGGCCACUCGAGCUUCAUAUCGAGAAGACAUUUGCAGAUCACUUUCGAGGAUCCGCAUUUCUACUUGCGCUGUCUCGGCAAGAACGGCGUGUUUGUCGAUGGCGUUUUUCAGAGAAGAGGCGCACCUUCACUUCUCUUACCGAGAGAGUGCACAUUUCGAUUUCCCAGUACGGUUAUCAAGAUCCAGUUUACGGCGCUCUACCACAAGGAGACACAGAAAGAGGAAGAUCCUGUAUCGCCUGCGAGACCCCUUUACCCACAGAUCUCUCCGCUGAAAAUCAGCAUUCCUGAUAAUGAUUUCAGAAGUAUGAGGAGUCCACUUCCUUCACCCACAGGAACUAUCAGUGUUCCCAAUUCCUGCCCAGCGAGCCCUCGUGGAGCAGGCUCUUCAGGAUACAGAUACGGAUGUAACGUCACCUCGGACCUCCAGCUGGCAGCUGAAUUUGCAGCCAAAGCCGUAUCGGAACAGCGAACUGAAGCCACAGGAGGAGACAGUCCUAAAGAUGAGUCCAAACCUCCAUACUCGUACGCUCAGCUGAUAGUUCAGGCCAUCUCAUCAGCUCCAGACAGACAGCUAACACUAAGCGGCAUCUACACUCACAUCACCAAACAUUAUCCGUACUACAGGACAGCAGACAAGGGCUGGCAGAACUCCAUCAGACAUAACCUAUCUCUGAACCGGUACUUUAUCAAAGUGCCACGCUCACAGGAAGAGCCAGGUAAAGGGUCGUUCUGGCGUGUGGACCCCUCUUCGGAGGCCAAGUUGGUGGAGCAGGCUUUCCGGAAGCGCAGACAGCGAGGAGUUUCCUGUUUCCGUACACCCUUCGGUCCACUUUCGUCCAGGAGUGCUCCAGCAUCUCCUACCCACUCCGGCCUCCUCUCUCCUCACUCAAGCGGCCUCCAGACCCCUGAGAGUCUUUCACGGGAGGGAUCCCCAAUGUCUCACGAACAUGACUUUGGUUCAAAGCUUGCUUCUGUUCCUGAGUUCCGAUACACACAGAGCGCACCAGGCUCUCCAGUAAGUGCUCAGCCUGUAAUCAUGGCCGUACCACCUCAGCCUUCAGCUAUGAUACCCAAGCCCGUGGCUUACAUGCCGGCCUCCAUCAUUAGCUCAUCCCAAGCCUCCGGUCAGGCCAUCCAUGUGGUGCAGCAGGCGCCAGCUGUCACCAUGGUGCGUGUAGUGACCACCAGCUCUCCCAAUGGCUACAUCUUGGCCAACACCAUCUCCUCGGGAUCGGGAGAUGGAUCUGGAGAUCAAAGAGGUGCAAUGGAUGAGAUGCCUGUGGUUGGCAGUCGAGUUAUUCAGACUGUUGGCAGUCACAUGAGUUCGAUCAAUAGGGGACAGCAGAGCUACACAGUUGUUCAGCAAAGUGCUAUUCACCAGCUUCCUGUGCAGACGAUCGCUCAAAAUGGCAAACAUGCUCUACCUGUCUCCAGUGUAUCAUCUCAUGCUUACACUCUUACCAAUCCACUUCAGAUCUUGGCAGCCCAGGCAUCAACAUCUCCACCCGUACUGGUCCACAGACCCUCCAGCAUGGAGGCUGAGAACUCUGCCAGCCAUGAGCCGGAGCCCAAGCGGCCCAAAAUGGAGGAGGACACCAUUGUUCCAGUCCCCCAGCCUGUUAUUGUUGCAAUGAACCAAGAGGCCAGCGAAUGAACGAGUGAGUGGAUGAGUUGCUGAUGGAUCUUCAAAACACAUCCCAAAAUAUCGUUCGCUCAACGUGCUAACAUAUUGAGGGGAACGUGUUUUGUUUUCUUUAAAACAAGAACUUAAACGACACGCCCAACACGGGUAACCGAUCGAAUGUCUUUGUAAGAACAGCUUAAGCAUUGUGUUUCAUGGGGGUUAAUUCAUUGAGCUAUUUCUGGCAGCAUUAAAAUGUUUUAAUUUUGUCGGGGUUUUUAAUCUUGUAAGAAUGUCGGAUUGUCCCUUAAAGGUAUGAAGAGAGGUACAUGUGCUAAAAGCGUGUGCACCCGAGUAGUUCCUCACAAGGUACAAGUUGAGAGAGUUGUUAUUUUCGGGAUGGGGUGGGACCAAUACCUAUGCAGCUAUAUCAUAGCGUGAGAGCAACAGUCUCAUGAAAUUUCAGCAGGUUAUUGAAAGGUUCAGAUAAAGCUGUGCAUUACGACAGCCAUCUGUGCUGCCUUUGUGAGGAUUUCAUAAUGUGUCUGUUAGAAAUGCUGUCCUUAUCAAAAUAUAAUUGUUACAACUGAAGCACAUAAACCAACCGGCAAAAAUGAAAUAGAGGCUUUUCUAGUUCUUUAACUUACAAAUUUAUAGUGUACUAUAUAUUUUUCUGUGGAGGGCUCCCUCCCUGCUUGUUUAUUAGAAAUGCUAAUUUCUAAAUUGGUCUAUGUUUAGCUCAAAAUUAAAAAUGAACUUAAUGAAUGUAAGUACCGUUUGUUUAUUUGUUAUGGUUUAUGGCAGCCGUUUUUGACCUAAAAAAAAUAUAUAUAUUAAAAAAUUUGAAUGUGUGAAUGUGAAUACAUUUUUGCUGUUAUAUGUUUAAUAAUGACAUAAUUGUACGUUUAAAAUUAAUCGUAUUUAAAGUAGCUCAGUUUCAUCCCAAUUUACAUUUUGCCAAAAUGAUGCUUUGUAAAUUUUACAUACAGUACAAUAUCACCUGGAAUGUGUCAAUGAAUGACAGCAAGUACACAUUAAGUUGCUGAUUUAUAACUUUUGAGAGGGGCUUAUUUUCAACCAAACGCUUUACCAUUUCUAAGACCCAGGAAUGUAAUUGAAAAAUGCUGAUUUUGAUUCUUCAUUGACUUCCUGUGAUCCUAUAAUAAUAAUCACAGAAGCCACAAUGUUCAGUAUUUUUCUGAGAAGUUGAGACCUCACAGUUGUUUAUUUAGAAAGCUUAUUUUAGUAAUAAAAUCAGCCUUUAAUAAGACGUUCGGAUUUUACUAAGAGUAAAUAUAUAUUGUUAAAAAUAUUAAAGAAGUGUCUAAGACAAUCACUAAUCAAAUAGUUACCGCUUUAUACAUGCAAAUAAAAUGCUCCACAAUGCGUACUUUACAAAGUGAAAUGCUACAGAGAUCUAAUUUGUAUGCUAACGUAGUGUUAAUUUUGUAGUACAAAUAGAAAGCAUACUUGAACAGACCAAAUACAUAUCCUUAUAUAGUUAGUGCCUUAGUGCUCUUUUGCUUUUAGGACUCUUUAAACAGUUAUUGUGAUAAACUGCUCAAACGCAGACUGCAGACAAACACGUUUAUUUUUAAAAUACACAUAAAUCUUGAAAAAUUUAACAGCAUCCUGACUGGUAUAACUACAUGGCUGUAGACAAACAGAUUAGGAUGACGUCUAUUGUGACUGAGCAACACAAUAAAAGAAGACAGGUAAUCAAACCUGGCUAGUUUUCCUUGAUUAUUUAACACGUGAUGUUUUGCAUCAGCACUGCCCUGUUGAUUUUUAGCACAAGUCGAAUAGUAUCUAUCAUUAAGAUGGGUUUCAAAAGCAUUAUUAAAAUGUUUUGAGCAUUUGAAGAGAAGCUACAACCUAUGGUGAUGGCAUACAUUCAAGUGUAUUCUGUUAGCAGUGCAGAAUAGUCGUCUAUAUAAAGGCAAUUUUGAGAUUUCACCUCAUUGAAGAUGUGACCCUUUGAUAUGUCUUCUAAGCGAUGUUGGAUACAUUAAACAAAUCGCACUAUUCAUUUUUUAGUAAAAUUCAUUAAAAAAUAAUGCAUUUGCAGAUAAAUUUUGUUUUUCUCUCAGACAAUGAAUCACAUUAUUGGUGAUUAAAACCGCUUUCUGAAAUUUCUAUGUUGUUAUGAAAAAAAUAACAAAAUAGUUUUGUUGUUAUCUUGCAUUGUACAGCACACUUGCAAUUAAAUGUCACUGCCUAAAUGUUUUUCAUACAUUUUUAACAAUCUGCCACGGUGUGUAUGCAUAUUUAACCAUGGAGUAUUUUUCACAAAGAUAUUCUGAUCUCUUUUUUUAAAAAAACUUGUUUGUGCUUGUGUUUGUUGCAUAUUGGCAUAUGCAAAUGUCUGUACACUAAAUAUUUCUAAUUUAAAAUGAGCUGAUUUUUCUUAACGUGUUGGACAUAAUCUGUUUCCACUGUACACAAAACACCCUCACUACCACGCCUUAAAAUUAUCACCGUAUCUUGUUUUAGAUCAUGCCAUUGCAUAUGUCAACAGGUCCACAGGUUUGUCUGUCUUUCAUUGUGUAUUUUAAACAACACAGUGUAUGAGAGCUUUCCUUCUGUCAAUGCGGUUUAUGUGAUGGUGUAUCUGGAAAGAAUAAAAAUACUUUAUUGGCUAAUCUUCAUUUAGAA
This is a messenger RNA of Paramisgurnus dabryanus, 4949 nucleotides long. RefSeq names its product forkhead box K1 (gene foxk1). The record is from RefSeq and is a predicted model, not a curated record. NCBI's taxonomy places the organism in Eukaryota, Metazoa, Chordata, Actinopteri, Cypriniformes, Cobitidae. Gene Ontology annotation, biological process: regulation of transcription by RNA polymerase II. Gene Ontology annotation, molecular function: protein binding; DNA-binding transcription factor activity, RNA polymerase II-specific; RNA polymerase II cis-regulatory region sequence-specific DNA binding.